Closterium sp. Yama58-4 is the source of this 1935-nucleotide messenger RNA. The record is from the annotation of a GenBank genome assembly. NCBI's taxonomy places the organism in Eukaryota, Viridiplantae, Streptophyta, Zygnematophyceae, Desmidiales, Closteriaceae.
AUGCACAUCCGAUCGAUUAUCUCGAUCUUUUAUGGCGAGAACUUUACGGACCAGUAUUACGACGCUGCAGAGGCUCGCGAGCCUGUCGUAGAGGAGGCUAAUGCGACUGCUGAAGACGAGGGAGGCCGUGAACCAGUGACAGUGCAAAGGGACGGUGGAGAAGAGGGAGGCCCGGAAGCAGGUGCAGAUGAAGCGGACGAUGAGGAGACGGAGUCGGAAUAUGGGGACCCGAUCCUGAAUGUAGGAGAACGUUUGGCAGACGAAGGGGAUGGUGAAGAGGAGGAAGCCGAGUUCAUGGACGCAAGCGAGGGAGACGACGACGAUGCAAGUUCGGAUGACGAGGAAGAUGAAGAGACUGAGACCGAUUUCAGCGACGCCAAGCUUCCGGGCGUGUGGGUGUUGAGCAUUCAAACACCACUCGACCGUCACAACGCCAACGAUCUGCAGGGGACCAGCAGCCCUCUCAAGGCCAACGAUCUGCAGCGGACCAGCAGCCCUCUCAAGGCCAACGAUCUGCAGGGGACCAGCAGCCCUCUCAAGGCCAACGAUCUGCAGGGGACCAGCAGCCCUCUCAAGGCCAACGAUCUGCAGGGGACCAGCAGCCCUCUCAAGGCCAACGGUCGGCGCGACGUCGACGACGCAGGCGGGGCAGACGAUCUGCGCACGGCCUAUACGACGAGAAUUCAAGCUACACUCGUCGUCCCCUGUUUAUGGAAGACACCGGCUUCCAUGGGAGCGAUCCACCGCAGAGCGACGCCGAGAGAGCUCACAGGAAUGCUCGCUGCCGUGCACGUCGACGGGUUAUCCGCACACACUAGAUUACAGUACGCCUGCAAUUGGCACCAUUACAAGCGCUGGGUUUUACUGAUGAUGAUGACUCUGCUGGCAGACGUGAUUCCAGAAUCCGAGAAAAUUGACCCCGACUACCCAGACGAAGUUGGAAGGUACAUGGGCGACGACGCGCGACUCUCGUGGGAAUCGGUGGAUGACUCCGUGCAGCAUCUGCACGGACCCCGGGUUACCGGCAGGAGGAUUAUGCGCUACCUCGAGUACUUGUUCAAUGAAACACCUGAACAAGCACGUACCCUCAAGGGAGAUGCGCCUGUCGUUGCAGGGAGGGAGCCCAAGCCCAGCACCCCAAAGAUGAUUAAGGCGAAGAUGAACGCUAUCGGCUGCCUCGGCAGAUGCGAGUCUGCGCUGUACGACUACCCACUUACCAAGAUGCAAGACAAGGUCGCAGAGGGCAGGGCGUUUAUGAGAGUGAAGCUGGUCAACCUCAACGAGGAGCAGAUUAGAACCGGAGCGGAUCAACACCGUGGGUCUCUCGACGAUUGCUACAACGCAGACCAGUACAGGGAGCUGCAUCACAACACUCUUCCCGAAGAGACUUUCAAGAUCUACGCGAGGAGCAAGGAUUUCCCAUCUCAGGCGCUGUGGAGGGUUCUCGCCGUCAAGGUCAUGAUUCAGCUGGCGCACCAGGUCCUCGGGAGGGGAGUCUCCAUUCGGAAAAUCCGAUUCGCCAACAUGUUCAUCCGCAUGUGCCGCAGCAGCACCCGCGUAAAUGGGAAGAUGGACCUUCCCGUGCUCGUCAUCGCCUCGAGGAAAACAAAGACCAAUCUUUCCAAUAACCUGACACAUCAGUAUCUGGCAAGGCACCUCGACUGGCAGCUCCGCGGUGUUGGGGGGGUUUUCUUGUGGAUUCAUUGGCUCUACGAUCUCGUGCCGAUUCGAUACGGGAACAAGGUUCUGCCUCGUCUCAACUUUCGGAAGCCACGAAGGUGGUCCAAGAAGCACCUAUUCUUCGGCAUAAGGAAGCCGAAUGACCCUCCUCCGCAAAGGCAAGACGAGAUGAAGUACGAGACUCACAACAACUGGAUCCGCUGGGUCAUGAAACAGGCAAAGUGGAUGUUCAGCAAGGUGACCCACAUUUUCUGA